AUGGCAAAUGGUAAUUAUUCAUCCCCACAGUCUCAGCCUCCUUUGCCUGUGCACCUUUGCUUCUUCCUUCUGAUACUGCUCAUGCUGAUAGGUUUCUCGUGGUACAUGAACUACGAACCAGUGCUAGAGAGCAUGUUCGAUCAAGUGAAGCUGGUUCUCAUGGUGUCUCCACUGCUACUUCUGCUAGUAGUUCACUGGUUUUCCAAUAAUGAAAGCAGAAGGCUUUCCUACUUCAUUCCUUUGCCAGAGAAAGACUCUCUUCACAGGGCUGGAGGAACUCCUUGGGGAGUUGGGUUUCUGCUCGUUUUUCUCUUGUUCAUGAUUUCUUACCAGUCUUCUUUCCAAGAACGCUGGUUUCCACUUUUAAGCAGAUGA
Hevea brasiliensis (rubber tree) is the source of this 375-nucleotide messenger RNA. RefSeq lists its product as uncharacterized. The record is from RefSeq and is a predicted model, not a curated record. The transcript has a single exon. The coding region runs from base 1 to 375 and encodes 124 amino acids. NCBI's taxonomy places the organism in Eukaryota, Viridiplantae, Streptophyta, Magnoliopsida, Malpighiales, Euphorbiaceae.